AUGGCGUCUCUGCUGCCAUCUUCCUCGCUAUCCUCGGCUGUCCGAAAGCAGUCGUCGUCUCUGUCGCUGAAUCUCACAUCGACCCAGACCACGCUGUCAACUAGACGCUUCAGCACAAUCCCAGUGACAUUCUCAUACGGAGGACAGAGUCAAUUGCGAAACCUUCUACAAUCUCCCUCCAGACCUUCUUUCUCCCACACUGUGCUUCCUAUUCAGCAGUCGCGAACCUUCCUGGCAAAGCUCACUCGUCGAUCUCCGGCUACCGCAGAGAGACAUUCGAAUCCCGCCCCCACGACUCCGCAGACGCAAGCACAAGCUCCACCUCUGCAGCUAACCAACCUGCCUUAUUUCGUUCGUCGUACUCCCUCCAACCAGUUACCCGUCUAUCUCGUUACCAAAGCUGGCGGUACCAAGCAGCAAACCAAGAUUCAGAAGACAGAGGGCGACCUGGAGGCCCUCCGGAGUGACCUGGCACGUGCCCUGGGUUUGGAGUCGGGAGAUUCGCGCAACAAGAGCCCAGAUGUAACGAUCAACAGGCUCAAUGGGCAUAUCAUUGUCAAGGGCUGGCGUAAACCCGAGAUUCAGAAAUUCCUUCUGGAACGCAACUUCUAA
Messenger RNA from Paecilomyces variotii, 612 nucleotides. RefSeq names its product putative mitochondrial large ribosomal subunit L49. Gene Ontology annotation, molecular function: structural constituent of ribosome. Bases 1 to 612 code for a protein of 203 amino acids. Lineage: Eukaryota; Fungi; Ascomycota; Eurotiomycetes; Eurotiales; Thermoascaceae. Gene Ontology annotation, cellular component: mitochondrial large ribosomal subunit; ribosome. Gene Ontology annotation, biological process: translation. The transcript is spliced from 3 exons. The record is from RefSeq and is a predicted model, not a curated record.